Molecule: messenger RNA, 1324 nt
Organism: Topomyia yanbarensis
Lineage: Eukaryota; Metazoa; Arthropoda; Insecta; Diptera; Culicidae
Product: alpha-tocopherol transfer protein-like
Exons: 5
Coding region: 187-1026 (279 amino acids)
Cellular component (GO): membrane
Molecular function (GO): phosphatidylinositol bisphosphate binding
Source: RefSeq, a predicted model, not a curated record
UACUGAUUAAGAUCGAAAUUAAAUGCAAUGAGUCCCAUUCAAUUGUCGUUAUCAGCAUUAGAGAUAAACGUGAGCAGUGCAAACUCAGUGAUGUUGUAGAAUUGCACUUUUAAGCGUCAGUUUUCACUCUAGAUCAGACAUGAAAUUUAAAAUUCAAUUAUAAUUGCGAGAUGAACUGUUUGAAAAAUGGAGGACAAUGACAAUAAUGGAAAACAUGGCGUUAAUAUUUUAAUUGAGUGGGUAAACAGUCAGCAUCACUUGCCUCGCAUUUCAGAAAACGAUGCACUCAUGUUCUUACAUUGUAACUAUUACGAUGCAGAGGCUGCCAAAAAGACGAUUGAGAAGUAUUACACUUUUCGAACGAAUUGUACGGACUUCUUCAGACAUCGAGAUGUUAAUGAUCCGGUUAUUGAUACGGCUUUAAAUCUAACGAUGUUUACUGUUUUGCCGAAGUCGACCCCUGAGGGAUACAGAAUAGCAUAUUACCGAUUAAUAGAUACGGACACCACCAACUACGUUUACCUUGACAAUGUAAAGUUUUUGAUAUUAUGUCUUGAUCUGUGGAUGAAGGAAGAAGCAUUUGCGCCAGGCCACGUUAUUAUUGUUGACAUGGAGGGAAUGAACCUAGGCCACGUGGCCAAGAUGAAAAUCUCGGUCUUGCGAAACUAUGUCUACUACACUCAGGAAGCGCUUCCGAUCAGGCUGAAACAGUUACAUUUUUUAAAUGUUGUUCCCUUCAUGGAUAAAGUCAUGUUUUUGGUAAAACCAUUUCUACAGAAAAAAGUUGUUGAUGUAAUGCACAUGCAUACGAACCUACAGACGAUGCUCAAAGCGAUCCCGGUGGAAUGUUUGCCGGAGGAGUACGGAGGCAAUGCUGGAAAGAUUAAAGAUCUUAGAGAGGCGUACAACCAAAAACUAUUUAAAAGACGACUCGAAUUCCUGACGGAGGAGACAUUAGCUGUUGUAGAUAACAAUAAACGUAUUCCAGCCCCUAGACGAUUCAUGUUUGGUUUAUUUGGGAGGUAACGCUAUACUCAAGAAAUACUUAUUUAACCCUGAAAAAGGCAAACUAAAAUUCUGACUUCAAUAAACAUCGCUCCUAAGACCCAAUGAAAUCAAAAACCUAUUUUUUGUCGUUUUAUUAGUGAGAGAAUCGAAAGCCCGGAAACGAUCGAUCAUUUGUAUAUCAAAUUACAAAUUCAUUGAAACUAGAGAACUGGAACUAGUCGGGCCUCUGAGACCCCUUGCCUUUUUGAGGGUUAAUAGUUAUUGAGAAUUUAGAUAUUUAUAGUGUAAUAAAAUGAGAGGAACAAUGUUAUUCAAA